Molecule: messenger RNA, 1427 nt
Organism: Amphiprion ocellaris (clown anemonefish)
Lineage: Eukaryota; Metazoa; Chordata; Actinopteri; Pomacentridae
Exons: 5
Coding region: 365-1312 (315 amino acids)
Source: RefSeq, a predicted model, not a curated record
CAAAAAUAUGCUGAGGUUAAUUGAUCAUUCUAAAUUGCCCGUAGGUGUGAAUGUGAGAGUGAUUGUUUGUCUUUGUAUGUAGCCCUGUGACAGACUGGUGACCUGUCUAGGGUGUCCCCUGCCUUCACCUGAGUCAGCUGGGAUAAACUCUAUCAUCUUGUUGUUUUUCUGCUCGUGGUACUGUUCUUCUUUGUUAGGUUUAACAUUAUCUGCGUUGAGCAAAAGGGUGACCUUAAGUUUAGUACAUCCUAUUCACUGCUGUCACACCCACCCUGCAAAAUUAGAACUGUUAUAUGAUGGCGUGAGAAGACACUGCUUCACCUUAUCCGGUUUUUACUUUUAAUGGCCAGGCCUUUUCAAUUGGAUGAAAGCGUCACCCGUACAUGUGAAACGAUGUUUUCAGAUAGAUGUAUCCUUUUUCUCCCUCAGCUCCUUAGAGCUCAGAAACCUGAAGCUAAACAUGAGAUUUAGCAUGAACAUUGUGCACAGUGAGAACACAGGGAGUGGCCUUUAUCUGAGGAGAACAAAAGAUGGAGUUGGGUCUGGUUCAUCGCCGGUGGCUUUGCAGAUAGUAUAUACUGUGUUACAUCUGUUUUCCAAGUCAGAGAUGAUAGUUGGAUUCGAGAUGAGAGUGCUAGUAGCAUUUCUCCUGGCGGCACUGAGCUGCAGUCCGGCUGGAGCUCGAACUGUGUCGAAAUGUGAACUGAGGAGUCGACUGAUGCAAACACUGGCCAACCUGCCGGAGAAGGCAAAGCAGUCAGGACUGACUGAAGAGAAGAUUGCGGCCAAGAUCGUCCGGUAUGCAGAGCGGGUGUCACAUUUUAACACCAAUGAGGUACAUGAGCUGGGAGACCUUCACAGUCGGGAGAAGAGGGAUGUUCCCAGUAGAGGCUUGUUCAGCAUGGCUGAGGAUGACCGCCGUUUGAGGACUGCCCAGCCCCACACCAGAGAACAACAACAUGCAAGGCCACCUCCAUCACAGAAUCACACCACAUCCCACCCCCACAUUCCAUGGAGUGAGGAGGGGGACAAUGACGUCUGUAAGCUCUAUGGCCUUUUCCAGCUCUGCAGUCACCUGGUCUGCAGCGACGGCUCGACUCCAUCACACAACAUCUGUGAGAUGGACUGCAUCAAAUUGGUUGAUGAUGACAUUUCUGAUGAUGUGUGGUGCCUGCUGAAGAUCUUCACCAAUCUAGUAGAAAACGGCUUCAGUGCACCCAACUUUAAGGAGUCAGGACGAGUGAUCAGACUCAUUUUGCAGGAGGAGCACAAAGAUAAGACAACCUCCAAUUACUUUGCAGAUUGCUCAUGAAAAAGUAAUUUUGUGCCUUAUCUGUCUUAUCUGUCAUUGGAACGAUGAUUCUCCUGUCUAAUGAGCUGGUGUUUAUGACAAUAACAUAAUAAAACAUGUUUUACCAAAUGUUAAA